AUGCACUUCAUCGAAAAACCAUUCUUCUGGCCCGUGGAAGCUGGAGAUAUAGAGCAGCGCAAGAACGCCUACGUUGAGCACCAAUAUCGUAUAUACAGCGCAGCCUACGUGGGCAGAAAAGUCGCCAGCGAAGCAGUGGAAUACUACUAUUUCAGAGAGCACCAGGUUACCAACGUCACGAACUUGAAGAAGACGCUCACGAAGGAUAUGUUCAAUCUCGGCGUUAAACCGUACGAGUUUAUCCGAGUGCUGCACAUUUACCUCAAUAUUGACAAGGUAGUCACUCGAUCGAAAGUGGACUGGGAGGGCUGGCUUGUCGAGGAGGAAGAUCCAGAAGAAGCGAUUGCGAGGGAGAAGAGACACCUCAACGAUUUGUAUCAGAAACUGACAUCUGGCUUGUCCCUCGUUGUGCGAGGAAGACGCCGUUGGCCGGUGAAGAUCAUGAUCGAAUUGACGAUGGGCAGUUAUCCAGGUGGCGGUGCUGAUGCGAGGACUCAAGAUCAAGUCACCGCUCGGCGGGACUACGAACGUGGGUUCUUGAACGUACUGGAGGCGAUACGCGGACCGGUGUAUGACACGAUACAUGCUGGCUUCGAGGUCGAAGUUGCAUGGAAUGGGAAUAAGGCUUUUACCCAGACUGCUCUCUCUGAAGAACGUAACAGGAAUGAACGCGAUGGUAGUGAAAGUGAAGAUGAUGGGUACGGUAGUGCUUGUAGCGAAGAGGGUAACCACUGCUUCUGUUACUAUUACCCCCCGAACAGUACGCAAAAGAUGUUCGAGCACGUAUUAGACUUCUUCCGCCUCAGCAAGGAGGAAUGGGAAAAGGAAAAAGCCUCACAAGUAACGCGCAACGGCAACUACAACCCCAAAGCGCACUACAAGCCCAAGAGCCUACUACGCUACACCCGCGAUAUCAACAAAUACUACCAAAUGGACUUCGCCAGAAACCUACCACAGUACCGAGCUAGGUGGGAUUAUGAAUCGUUCGAGCGGCUGCUGCAUCUGGGGAGAUGGAACGUCCGAUGGAAACGAUACGAUGACAGUUCCGAUUCGGGAGGCUGUUCGAUGCUGUGGCAUACGAAUAGCAGUGCGUAUAGUGAUAGUGAACGCCCGGAUGGUUGGUAUGAUAGGUACGAGGAUGAGUAUACCUCGGAAGAAGAGGGCGAUGAGGAUGAGGAGGGUGGCGGAGAUGUGUACAAUCACAGCGACGAUGAAGCUUCCUACGACAGCUUGGAUGAAUGGGCACUUGCGCAAAUCGCGUAG
This is a messenger RNA of Alternaria ventricosa, 1263 nucleotides long. RefSeq lists its product as uncharacterized. The record is from RefSeq and is a predicted model, not a curated record. Bases 1 to 1263 code for a protein of 420 amino acids. The transcript has 2 exons. NCBI's taxonomy places the organism in Eukaryota, Fungi, Ascomycota, Dothideomycetes, Pleosporales, Pleosporaceae.